This is a messenger RNA of Cylindrotheca closterium, 1128 nucleotides long. Lineage: Eukaryota; Bacillariophyta; Bacillariophyceae; Bacillariales; Bacillariaceae. The record is from the annotation of a GenBank genome assembly.
AUGGGACGACAAAAACCACCAUUGCAACUCAAAGCUUCACCAACAGACACCACAUCCACCCGUGCACCACCGCGAACUGGAUUGGCUCAAACGUUUUUGAACUAUGCGCUGAACUCUCCAUUAUGGAAGCAAGUUCUUGUCCCACAGGCCCGACAAAACAUUGUCAAGACUGCUGAGAGCAAUGGUAUUCCAUGGAAUGAAUCUAAAGAAUGGAUAAAAAACAAUGCAGAAAUGAAGGAAAUUCCACCAUUUACAGUUCCUGAAUAUUACAAGAAUGCAUUUCAUGCCUACGAGGAAGGAAACCUAUCGUGGGAUGCCGCGUGGGAGGUGGAGAUUGCCAGUUGCAGUGUGGGGGCUCGCAACUUUCCCCAAUAUGGAGCCAAUGGAGAAGAUGCCUUUCGGGGAGCCUUUGAUAGUGCUCUCAACGAAGCCAGUGCAACAGUUCCCGACGAUGGAAAGAUUCUGGACCUUGGAUGCGGAACAGGAAUGAGUACUCGUCGACUUGCCCGUAACUUUCCUCAGGCGAGUAGCAUUCAAGGAAUUGACUUAUCACCUUACUUCGUUGAGAUUGGAAAACAGCUCUUGGAAUUGGAACCAAAGAGCUUUCAGGAAGGAGGCACCUGGGUUUCGAAUGUUCAGAAUGAUUCCCGUAUUUUGUAUACCUUUGGUGAUGCUGCCAAUACUGGCUUUGAUGACGCAAGCUUUGACGUAGUCAAUUUGCAGUUUGUAUUACAUGAGCUCCCAGAGGAUGCUGCCUUGACAAUCAUCGAUGAAGCCUUGCGUGUUCUCAAGCCAGAAGGUCAACUUUGGAUCUGUGAAAUGGACUUCGAAUCCCCUGCCUACGCUGCUCAGAGAGCAAACGCGCUUUUGUUUUCCCUCAUUCGCUCGACUGAGCCUUAUUUGGACAUUUAUGCUGAAAGCAUCAGUGAUCUAUUCCGUUACAUUGGUACAAGAUUCAAUGACGUCAAGAUCCUCCCAGCAACAGGGCGACAUUAUUCACUAGUCGCCACCAAAGGCGAUCCAGAUGAAGAGAUGACAUAUACCGAUCUUAGGUUCGAUGGCGACGGAGAAUAUAGGGUUGAGGACACGCAUCUGAAGAUGUGGGAGAGUAAAGAGGAGAGUCCGUAG